AUGAGUCAAGACCUAGACCUAUUUGUCCUUGACAAUUCAAUCCGCGAGAGCACGGUGGGGCAACUGAGAGGUCACACUAUCAAGGACAAGUGGGAGAUAUUCAACGAGAUUACAAAAUGCGGCUUCCGUAACCGAAUAGCGGCAAGCUACCACCACCAGAGAAGAGUAGACGACGAAUUCGUGAAGGAACUCUUAGCCAAGGGCGAUGAUCCAGACGGUCUCUGGGCGUUCAGUGGAGUCACCGAAGGCAUCAUUAAAAAGGUACUGGAAAACAUCAAUUCCAGUUGUUUUGGAGUUGUAGGGAACUCUACCUACAACUUCAAGAAGUUCACCGUAGGCGACAUGUGUAGCCUUAUAGAGACGUUGGUAAAAUGGGUGAAAACCAAUUUAGGUUCGAGUUCCAAGAUCCUGGUUAGUCUCAGGAAUCAACCCGAUAUAAUGCCAACAAAACCCAAGCGUGUGUUUCACGUUGUCGACUUCUUAGCCAGACUGAACCUUUUGUUUGGAAUAAUCUUUGAAGAACCACGAGGUAAAUCGCUGCUCGAAGAAUGCGCUACUUGGGCAAAGUUCAUUCGUAAGGUGAUGGACAGUGUCAACUGGAAAGGAAAUCUGCUAGCUCACGUGCAUGAAAAGUUUGGUUACAUGGAUGCAACUGCCUGA
This is a messenger RNA of Dreissena polymorpha, 660 nucleotides long. RefSeq lists its product as uncharacterized. The coding region runs from base 1 to 660 and encodes 219 amino acids. The record is from RefSeq and is a predicted model, not a curated record. NCBI's taxonomy places the organism in Eukaryota, Metazoa, Mollusca, Bivalvia, Myida, Dreissenidae. The transcript is spliced from 3 exons.